Molecule: messenger RNA, 1909 nt
Organism: Rhipicephalus microplus (southern cattle tick)
Lineage: Eukaryota; Metazoa; Arthropoda; Arachnida; Ixodida; Ixodidae
Product: WD repeat-containing protein 18
Biological process (GO): DNA-templated DNA replication; rRNA processing
Cellular component (GO): rixosome complex; nuclear pre-replicative complex
Molecular function (GO): protein binding
Source: RefSeq, a predicted model, not a curated record
GAGCAGGGCUGAGGCUCUCAUUAACGCGGAGAAAUGGCGUCGUUCGAAAGCAUCUUUACGAGCGACGGCGCCGGGCAAUUGUGGAACACUUGCGCCUGGGACGUCGUGUCGGCCUCGGUGCUGGCACAGUACAAGGGAGGCACGAGCAGUCCGCGCACCUUGUGUCUCUUGGGCUCGGACUACGUCAUCAGCGCGCAGCAAGACAAGCCGCUGCUGCGGGUAUGGUCGCUUCAGCGUCGGGAUCAGAUUCAGAAGCAAAUCGUGUGCCCCGGCAGGGUAUCGGCGUUGGCGGCGUCUCCCGACGGCCUGCACUGUGUGGCCGGCAUCGAAGACAAGAUAUACCUGUGGCAGGUCUCAUCAGGCGACCUCCUUGCCGUGGUGAGCCGCCACUUCCAGGUGAUUACGUGUCUGCGCUUCACUGACGAUGGUGGCCGUUUCGUCUCGGCAUCACGUGAUGGCCAAGUGUUGGUCUGGGACCUGGCUGAGGUUGCGUGCACCGGCACGCAGGGACCCGCAGAGCCCGUGCACGCUUGGUCGCAGCACAGCUAUGACGUCACCGACAUCCACAUCGGCGCGCUGGGUGGGACACGCUGCUACACUUGCUCGGCCGAUCAGACGUGCCGGGUGUUUGACAUUGACGGCGGUGAUCUGCUGGCCACCGUAGUGCUGGAGGCCGCACUGACGGCAGUCGUUACGGAUCCGGCUGAGGACCACAUCUUUGCCGGUUCCAGCACUGGAAAGAUAUUCGAGGUGGCCCUGUACAAGUGGAACACGGGUAACAAGCGUCCGGAAGCGACGUUUCUCGGCCACGAGGGCAAGGUGACCUGCUUGGCGACGUCGCUGGACGGCCAGCUGCUGGUGUCGGGUAGCGAGGACUGCACAGCUCGAGUGUGGGACGUCGCUUCCAAACAGUGCAUUCACGUCCUGCACCACAAGGGAGCCGUCACCAAUGUUCUGGUCGUGCCAACGCCCGUGACCCUAACGUCCAUGAGGCCGUCGCCGCCGACACUCCCACUGGGUGUCUUCAAGCGCACCACACAGGCGGCCAAGGAUCCGAACGGAGUACCCGUGCAACUGGAAUCUGGCCUGAUGAGAAUGAGCAGCGAGGAGGAGGCAAGGCGAAAUGCAUUGCCGCGCCUGGACUUGGCCGAGGCACUGCUGUCUACAGCCGCGUCGUUCACCGUGGGCGACGGAGAUGUCGACGGCGACGAAGAUGAGGGCAGCACAUUUGAGGACGCAGACUUGAGCAAGCAGGUGGCCAUGCUCAAGGAGGUGAACAAGCAGCUGUACAGUUACGCUUGGAACUGCGUUCUCAGGCAGCAGCACACGACGGGCAGCGAGAUGUCGUCACUGUGAUUUGAGGUUAUUGCAACAUUUGUGGGAAAGGGGAAUAAACAGUGUAAUGUUUUAAAGUAUUAUCACUUGCCUGCGUUUACUAUAAGAGAGAAAUGUGUGCAGAUUCAAGCGAAGAGGCAUUGAACCACACCUUUUGUCUUUAGUGGGACAGAAAGCUUACUGUCAGUAUUGCAAAUCAGCUUUGUGGAAAACUUGUGGAAGGGUAAUGAAAGGGCAAAUUGACAAGCACCCAUUAAUUGGCACAUUGUUGCAACAAAAUUUAUGUGGGAGUGUUCGUAGAUUUUUUUUUUUGUGACAUAACUAGUAGAACUUAUUCCAUUGUAGCAAUUGGGAGCCUGCCAAAGAAAUUUUAUUCUUUUAUUGCAGCAGGCACACCCAUGUUUCCAUUCCGAGGGGAUGAACAGAAAAUAAAAAAACUCAGCUUUGUUAUUUGAGCGUGAAUUGCCAGCAUAUCUGCUAUAUUUCUGAUGUCAAUCUUCAUGCAGGUCUUAAUGCAAUGUACUAUAUUGUUAUAAUAAAAAAUAAUAAAUAAAUCAAUAAUAACGCAAAGUAA